AUAGCAACGUUCACGCUGCUUUCUGCCUUGGUGGUGGUGGGUCCCCUUCGGGGUUCUUCAGCCUCUCCUUUGCCGUCCCCUCUCCGCGGGUCAUUUCGACAAGGACCCGCUUCCCUUUCUCGGCGGGACCGUCCAGGGACCGUGGCUCUGGCUCUUCCGUGUAGUGUGUCUGUACCCACUGCCAAGGUCACGACCCGCUCCUAGAGCAACUCGUGGUCCCCAAGAAGAACACAGGCAGGGAGGCAACCCCAGCAACUUCCCGAGGAGUCGGCUCCAUUGAACGUCGUAAAUGUGCAACCAAUCUGGCUGCAAGCCUGCUCUUGGGAAGAUCCUGUGCUAUAUAGUUAUGACAUGGUGCAUUAUGGGCACUCUAAUCAGCUACGGCAGGCUCGUGCAAUGGGAGAUUAUCUUAUUGUGGGAGUUCACACAGAUGAGGAGAUCUCCAAGCAUAAAGGUCCCCCAGUUUUCACUCAGGAGGAAAGAUACAAAAUGGUGAAGGCUAUCAAGUGGGUGGAUGAAAUUGUGCCAGGAGCUCCAUAUGUCACAACACUGGAAACACUAGAUAAACACAACUGUGACUUCUGUGUACAUGGAAAUGACAUCACACUUACUGUGGAUGGCAAGGAUACUUAUGAGGAAGUAAAGAAUGCUGGGAGAUACAGAGAAUGUAAACGCACCCAGGGUGUCUCCACCACAGAUCUGGUUGGCCGUAUGCUGCUUAUGACCAAGGCUCAUCACAGCAACAUUGAUGAAGACAUGGAUUAUCGGAAACACACAGAUAACUUUGGGAAAGACCCUAAAGGCCGCAGUCCCUGGACCGGAGUCUCCCAGUUCCUGCAGACAUCCCAGAAGAUUAUCCAGUUUGCAUCUGGCAAGGAGCCACAACCAGGAGACACCAUAAUCUAUGUGGCUGGCGCCUUUGAUCUCUUUCACAUUGGUCAUGUGGAUUUUCUGGAUAAAGUACACCAAUUAGCAGAGCGGCCUUAUGUAAUUGUGGGGCUGCAUUUUGACCAGGAGGUGAAUAUGUACAAGGGCAAGAACUAUCCUAUCAUGAAUGUACAUGAGCGGACCCUCAGUGUUCUGGCCUGCAGGUAUGUUUCUGAGGUGGUGAUUGGAGCCCCUUAUGCAGUCUCUGCUGAUCUGUUGGAUCAUUUUAAGGUAGACCUUGUGUGCCAUGGGAUGACUGAGGUGGUACCAGACAAGGAUGGGUCAUACCCAUAUGAGGAACCCAAGAGACGUGGAAUCUUCCGCCUGGUGGACAGUGGCAACAAUCUCACCACAGAUCUGAUAGUGGAAAGAAUAAUUAAGAACAGGCUGGAGUUUGAAGCCCGAAACCAGAAGAAAGAAGCAAAGGAGCUGGCUGUGCUGGAGGCCAUGAAGAGAAGGGAAGAAGCAGUGGUGAAUCAGAGGGCAGGUCCACUAGGUCAGGAAGAGCAUGAGAGCUAGUAUGGGGAACAGUGCAGCAGAAUCCUCCUCUCCUGGAGCUGCAAAACCGUCCUGGAGGAUAGGAUACUGCUGCCAACCUCAGCAAGGCCUGCGGUCACACUCUUCCUGGCUUCUGGUACACCAGCUGCGUGUGGGGAAGAUCCAGGAUGCUGCUACCUAGAUAGCCCAGGCCCACUCCCAUGGGAAGGUUUUAAUGCUGCCCUCCCAAUAACUGGUUUUAAUUCCAAUGAAUGUUUAACACUGCGGGGUUAUACCUUCUGGCAAUUUUUUACCUUUUGGAGCUGGGAAGUGGGGAUCAUCUCUGCUCAAUGUCUUUUGGAGUCUACAUAUUUUCAGAACAGCCUUCUGAUUUCUGCCUGCCAGAGACAGUUUUCUGAUCUUUAAAGCUGUCAUUUCCAGCCUGGCUUAUUGCCUACAGCUUUGAAAGGAUCCAAGGGUUCUCAGUCAAUAGCAGUACUCACUAGAAUAGGGCCAGAUGCCCUUGGGUGGGUGGGUGUGGCAGGGCUUGGAGGCAGUCUGCAGACUGGCUACAACAUUUCCCUACUGGUCACAAGGGGGAAAGAGAGGUACAGAGCCAGCCAAUCAUCGCUGCUUCCACUGCCUUGCAUCUGGUGCACUGAGAAUCUUCCCAAGCUGUAAUGGGGGGAAGUGUCCUUCUUCACCUGUGCUCAGGCAUGUCUGUUGGCUAUGCCUAUGGCUAAGCAAGAAGAGCUUGAUGGGGAUGCCCCAUCACAUAAGUAUGAUGUAAAAUCUUUGGAAAUCUCACUGUGGUUAAAGCUGUUCCUUAAACCUCUAGUACUUUGUGCUGCUUCACACUCCUUCACACUGACCCUGAACUUCUCACAGGUACCCUGAGCCCAGCAUCUGCUCCACGGUACUUAAAUGCUUUGUCCCACCCAUGCUGGAUGCUUUGUGCUGAGGCCCAGCAGAUUGCUUAUCUGAGGCCUCUUUCUCACAUGUGGUGAGGAACACAUAUCCAGGUUGCAUAUGAGUGCAGGGCUCUUCUCUCUCUCUCUCUCUCUCUCUCUCUCUCUCUCUCUCGUACAUUUUCUGCUGUGUAAAUUAAUAAAAUAUUGACAACUUG
Molecule: messenger RNA, 2530 nt
Organism: Hemicordylus capensis (graceful crag lizard)
Lineage: Eukaryota; Metazoa; Chordata; Lepidosauria; Squamata; Cordylidae
Gene: PCYT2
Product: phosphate cytidylyltransferase 2, ethanolamine
Exons: 13
Coding region: 352-1446 (364 amino acids)
Biological process (GO): phosphatidylethanolamine biosynthetic process
Cellular component (GO): cytoplasm
Molecular function (GO): ethanolamine-phosphate cytidylyltransferase activity
Source: RefSeq, a predicted model, not a curated record